Molecule: messenger RNA, 207 nt
Organism: Cordyceps fumosorosea ARSEF 2679
Lineage: Eukaryota; Fungi; Ascomycota; Sordariomycetes; Hypocreales; Cordycipitaceae
Exons: 2
Coding region: 1-207 (68 amino acids)
Source: RefSeq, a predicted model, not a curated record
AUGCCUCCGCAACAGUCCGUCUGCACGCAGUACUACAUCCACUACCGCUGCGGCCACGCCAUCGACACCGAGUUCGUGCUGUGCGCCUACCACGCCGGCAAGGUUGAGCUGCGUUGCAGCGACACCACCUGGAAGCGGCUGGAGGAGAAGACGUCCUCUCACAAGUGUCGAAAGUGCUUGCAGCCGGACAGCUGGAGUCGGCGUUGA